UUUUGGAUGAGAACGCGCGCAUUUAUCUAGCCGAACUUUGGCUAACUGUUACCCGUUUCCUUCUACCAGAGAAACUUUCGGAAAACAAGUCUGAAACUGAUUUCUUUCGUCGAAAUUACUUGGCAAGGCAGCUAGGAGGAAUAGGAAAUGGAGAGGUACAGUAGCAGCAGUAAUAGGCUGUACUCAGGGCCUCUGUCUGCGUCUGGACAGAAGAUCCUAGCAGCUCUCCGAGCCCAGAGCCACAACCACUACUCUGACACAGCCAGGGCCCAAAGCUACAGACAACAUGAGCGGUAUGACAGCAGACCGAGAGGGUACCAGUCAGAGGCCAGCUGGAGCAGAGGAACACAGGAGGAGAGGAGAGGGAGGGAGGCAGACCGGCCUUGGUCCAGACCCCAGUCCUAUUCCCAGUCUUCCUCCUCAUGGGACGCUGCAUCCCAGAGGGACUACUCUCAGACCCCAGCACUGUCCCAGGACUCUGCCUCCUCUUCUACCCACAGAAUGAGGUACCCUCUGGCCCUCCACACGCCCUCAAACGAGCCUCACUGGAGAGACGCUCCUGAAGAGACAGAACCCACCUUCUCACUCCACUUCGCCUUGGAUGACCAGGGCCCUUCCAGACCACCCUUGCCCAGAGUGGAGCACCAAAGACAGAAGCCAACUGGGGCCUGUGGACCACCAUUAUCCAGAGCUAAUGUUAGCGUAGCCCCAAAGAACCACGUAAAAAGCCUAGAAACUCAAAGUGAAGGCUGGCACUUAGGAGAUGGGGAAUGGCAAUGCCCUGAACAUAGCCAAGAAGAAAACUCCAUAGCCCCAGAGGACCAAAGAGAGAGGCUGGCUAAAGCCAAGCCCAUUGAAGUAGCCUUAGCUGGUGGAGGAGAUGCUGACCGUCGGGCCCCAGUGCCUGUUAAUAAAUGGCAGUUUGUGAGUAUAGUACUGCCUCCACCUCAGAGAGCUUACAAGGCCGAAGAGAAGGCAGACUGUGACAAAAAGAGACCAGCGAGAGGGCUGUUACUUCCUGCAUCAGAGAGUGAGGACUUCACAAUGAAGGACAUGGACAGUGGUCCGAGCUUUGAACUAAGAAUGGAGGAUGACAUUGGAGGAAGUUGUGCAUUGGAGAAGGAUAGCUUUGGAGCAAGUCACACAGUAGAAAGGGAUGGCUUUGGAGCAAGUCAAGGUUUGGAGAGGGAUGGCUUUGGAGCAAGUCACAUAGUAGAAAGAGAUUGCUUUGGAGCAAGUCAAGGUUUGGAGAGGGAUGGCUUUGAAGCAAGUCACACAGUAGAAAGGGAUGGCUUUGGAGCAAGUCACACAGUAGAAAGGGAUGGCUUUGGAGCAAGUCAAGGUUUGGAGAGGGAUGGCUUUGGAGCAAGUCACACAGUAGAAAGGGAUAGCUUUGGAGCAAGUCAUGCUUUGGAGAAGGAUGGCUUUGGAGCAAGUCAAGGUUUGGAGACUGACUUUGGAGCAAGUCACACAGUAGAAAGGGAUAGCUUUGGAGCAAGUCACACAGUAGAAAGGGAUAGCUUUGGAGCAAGUCAUGCUUUGCAGAGGGAUGACUUUGGAGCAAGUCACACAGUAGAAAGAGAUGGCUUUGGGGCAAGUCAUUCAAUGGAGCGAGAUGGUUUUGGAGCAAGUCAUUCACUGAAGAGAGAUGGCUUUGGAGCAAGUCAUGCUUUACAGAGGGAUGGCGUUGGAGAAAACCUGCUAUUCAAUGGGGGUGACGUCACUGGGGGCCACAGGGACAGCACAGAAAGCCCGUGUGUAGUUGGAUUAGUUGAUCACCAGGGGGCGCUGCAUGGAGACACAGCCCAGUCAGAGGAGGAGAUUGUGACAGGAGGAGGACCAAGGGAGAACCUCAGCGAGAGAGAUCCCUUUAAGAGGAAACGGCUCGUCGGUGAUAUGACUACUGACAACCAGAGAGGGAUGGGGGGUGGAGAGAUGGGGGGAAGAGUGGAGAGGGAGAGAAAGGAUGACAUCAAUAAAGGAGGGUUGAAGAAAAAGAUGGAGAGGAAGAACAGCAGGAGUAGUACCAAACCCCACCAGCAGAGGAAGGUGUCACCCUCACUGGGGCAGAUGAGGGAUGGAGAGGGCCAGGGGGUGACAGAGACUGAUAGUCACCCAGAAGAGAGAAGGAACAUGGAUGGGCCAUUGGUGACAGCUGCACAGAGGAACAGUGGAGGAAACACAGAACCCUUAGCUGCUGGACAUUUCAUUCCGAAGCCGUCUCAGGAGGGUGGGAGAGUAUUCAGAGCCCCCACUCUGCGGGGCACCUGUCUGGGACAGACCCCCCUGGCUACUAAUCAUCACAACGACACUCAGGCUGGUGAUGGAGGCUCCAGAGAGAGGGGGUUGAGUAUAGAUCCUGCACUAACCAACCCCUCUCUUGCUGGGCAUGGAAGGGCUGCAGGGCUGGGCUCUGGCCUGACCUCUAUAUGUGCUAGUGGUGAGGAGGAGAGCAGCGGCCAUCACCCUCUCCUCUCUGCCCAACAACCGCCCCUGACCCCUACCUUCUCCCUCAAAAGUAAACACGGCGCCCCUCUGCCCAAAAUCGCCCUUUUCAGGCGGCCGGUGAAAUGGGAACCCCCUCAGUCCUGUCAGGAGAAAGCAAGGACCUUGCAAAGGGGCCAGGAAUGGUGCAAAACUCAAACCCCCAAACACCCAGACCUGACCCCAGCCUUUAUACUAGACCACCGAGCCAAAACCAAGACCCUCCACAAGACUGAGGGGACCAAGAGUGUUGCUCUAACCGCUAACCCCCCACAUCGACCCCCAGCCAACCCAGUUAGGCCAAGACAGGGGGUCCCAAUGGGGGAGAGGGGGCUUGAAUCAACCAGGGACCAUUCUAGUUCAGACACUCCUCAGCAUAGAUCCUCCAAAACCCCCAAACCACCCAAGCCGAAGCGGGCCAAACCUGGGCCUAACCAGUGUCAACUCACCCCAGAAACUGAACCAGAGGGGGGAAGCGGUGCCGGUGACCCCCGGGCCCAGUCCAACCAAUCCAAAACCUGUCUGACUACAGCCAUGAUCUCUGACCCCAGAGUAAGGGAUGCUGGGAAGUUGAGUCCUGAAGAGAGAGGCAGGGUGCUGGAGGAGGCAGGGCAGGCCAGUGCGCUGGUUCUGACCAUGGUGUACCAGGACGGAACCACUCAGAUGGACCCAGAACAGAAGCUCAGUCCGUCAGUGUGUGGGGUGCUGGUGAUGUUGAAAAGAGAUCUGGACCAGACUGGACCAGUACCAGGACCAGAGGAGGGGGUGGCACAACGAGACAGUCUGGUCUACCUCAGACUGGAACAGAAACCUGCAUGGGCCCAGAGCCACCAAGACCACAACCUAGACCUCUUCAAUAGAGAGAUGCUGCUGCAGGUAGUGUCAGGGUCUCAACUGGUGGUGUGUUACAAGGCCAAAGACCUGCUCCGUACAGCACUGCAGCACUACAGACCAGACCUACACUGGAAACAAUUCUCAUCUUGUCGCAUCCAGGACCCCCAGGUAGCAGCCUGGCUAUUGGACCCAGCUGACCCAUCUUCCUGCUUCACCAACCUGCUCACCAAACACUGUAGGACACCCCCCAGAACCCCCACACCUGCCCUGGGGGCAAGGAAGGUCUGUAGCACCAAACAAUACAACUAGUCUCUCUGGCACACCAGCCAUCAAUUCCGCCAUUGAAGCAGGAGACCCCACCAAUCCUGGUCCAGAAUAUCGAUAAGGUGUGCAGGCUUUAUUUCCAGCCCAGCAUCACCACACCUAAUUCAACUGAUCUCUCAUUUUUGUCCUUUAUCUAGAGCCCUGCACAAGCAUGAAAUUUAGGCCCGAGCUCUACCCAUGCCCGCGACGUUCAGGCCCUACCCAACCCGGGCCCCAUUGCUUCUGCCAAAUUGAAGACCCGGCCGUACCCGAAAUCAGAAAUAACUUUCUCUGUCAGUAUAACCAUUAGCUGCUCCUCUGUCCGUCCCCCGCUUCCUGCACGGCCCCCUCUUCCCUGCGUGUGUGAGUAUCCACAGCAACGGCUCCGCUGGGCCGCCUGCUCAAUGACUACGAGACGUGAGAGAGCUGUUAGCCGGCUACAUUUCGUCACUCGAAACUCUGACCAAACUCACAGAACAUUAUUAUCUUUCUGUGAUUGAUAUAAUCUCUCCUGUCGACUCCUUACAUUUGACGAGGUCGAAGCACCUCUAAUACCAUGUUAUGAUCUUAGUCAGAUACGGCUGUACAGAGAGACACUGCGCAGCGGAGUAUGAGCAAAUAGCUCUGCCUCAAAAUGUUAGCGAUCAAUUUAGUCUUGAAAAUAAUAACCUACACCGGCCCGUACCCUACCCCUCCC
Messenger RNA from Oncorhynchus tshawytscha (Chinook salmon), 4318 nucleotides. Its product is annotated as HAUS augmin-like complex, subunit 3. The record is from RefSeq and is a predicted model, not a curated record. Lineage: Eukaryota; Metazoa; Chordata; Actinopteri; Salmoniformes; Salmonidae. Gene Ontology annotation, cellular component: mitotic spindle; HAUS complex; centrosome. Gene Ontology annotation, biological process: spindle assembly; centrosome cycle. The transcript is spliced from 10 exons. Bases 148 to 3627 code for a protein of 1159 amino acids.